AGAAGAAACCGCUGCCUAAACUCCGAAUUUUACGAACGAAACAAGUUUCCUUUUGUUUCUUAUUUUUAAUUUACGUGUCAUAAUGUUAAAUAAGAAAAGAAGUUAGUGUGUUGUUGUAUUGUGUGACUGAAAGUGCAAUCAAGUGUUGGAGGGAUCGCUUUGCAAUAUAAAUUAGCAAGAAUACUAUUGCUCCAUCAGCACAAAGUCGUAUGGGCACGGAUGGCGGGUGGCGGCUGGCGGCGGUCCGCGGGGCGCGUGCGCACCCUGCGCGUGCUGCUGCGCGACACCACGCGUGCGCUGCAAGAUGUGCAGGAUAUACUGCCUUGCGAUGCGGAGGUAUCCGAAACAGUGGAAAAGCUCGGAGUACAAUCCUCCCGGCCAACCGCUCUAGUGAUCCUGGGAACUAGCCAACGGGCCAGGGCUCGCCUGCUGCACUGCGUCCUGGGGAGGAGACUGCUCCCGGAAAACUUGCCUAGAGGGUGUCGAUGGUUACGUAUUCAAUACGGUUCCAGUACGCAAGUGCAUCUAACCCUCGGUACUUCGGAAUUCGAGCUGGUGGAAGACCUGGAGUGUAAUCGGGAGCCAUGGGAUACCUUGCCUCUUCAGGAUCUCCUCCGUAAAGACAGCAACGACCUAACAACAGUAUUAGAAGUGGAACUCAAUAAUUCCUUCCUAAAAGACGGUCUUCGCAUCAUCAUACCACCAGACAUCGAUUCAGACCCCGGUCUACUCAACUAUCAGACUCUUAGAGAAAAUUAUUCCGAUUUCUACCAGAAAAGAGAAGCAAUACUUAGAAAUUAUGCCCCCAUAUACUUAUAUGCUUUGGAUAGAUAUGGCAAUAAUAUAAUAUUUAAUGAGACAGUUAAUAAAAUGGCGGUGUCUCGAAGCGAUGAAGAUUUCUGGACCACUUUCAGUUUAUAUAAUGUUGAAAAGACUGAAAAUGAUAAAGAGAAAAAAGUGGAAAAUACCGAAAGUGUAUGGAACGCAGAGUCGUCUGUUUUUAAUGCUGAGAAUCUCCUAGACUUCCACCAAAUAAAGGAGAUCGAUCCAAACGCGCAACUCUUGUUCGUUCUCUUCUUUGACUCAUCUCUCUCUUAUCGAGAAGAGUUAGGAGAAGUUAGCGAGUGCACGGAGUCCGCUAGAGACGGGAGUGAGCUGCCGGAGUCGGAUAGAGAUCUGUUGAGAGGUGGUAUCAGGCACACGCAAGAAACAUCGGCUCAAACGGAUGUGCGUGCGCAGGAAGAGAAGAUCGCGUUCAUGAACGAGCUGCUCGAUCAGUGGGAGUUUAUAUCGAACCCGCCGCCGAAACAUCACGUAAGAUCAACUUGGCUGAUACUAGACGAUAGCGACAUAUUGAAAAACAUAGACAAAUCGAACACAGAGACUGAGAAACGAAAGAAAGAGCCCGCCAAUCGAACUGUCAAGAGUCGUACUGUGUUAUUGAGCAAUGUGCUGAAGUUCGCUACGGAGUGUGCGCAGAGCUCUCUGUUGACGCAGUGCUCUGUGUUGAGCGAGAUCCACGUAAAACUGCUACAGCGUUUGAUUCUCGCGUCGUUCGAUCUUGCGAGGGAAUUACAAGUGAUCCCCAAAAAGAUACAAUACGUUGCAAGACAGGAGCAACACUUGUAUGAGACGAUAACCGAGAAAUUCACAGAGGGAGAGAAGAAACAGGAAUUGAUACAGUUACUCCAAGAAGUGUUGGAUGAAAUGAAAACAGACAUUCAGAACAUGGACUGGAGUGUGGAUGAUCUCCCCUGCCACCAAGACAAGCAAUUCCUAAUAUCGAACUCCACUUUCUAUUCCCCGCGUGACUCGCCCAUAAUACAACUUAACCGUUUUAAACCCAAAGAAACCGGUCAUAAAUCAAGUCAAAAGGACUACGAUAUAACGGACUCGAGUCAGCAAAGUGAAGAAUUGUCGGACGUGGAAGAGGCGCUGUCGUACGACAGUUUUAACGUCGACGACUACGAUAUCGUGCCGUCGCACGAUGAAAGUUUUGCGGGUAGUCAGAGUUAUGGGUUACAGAGCAUAGUAGGCGAUUCGUUCGGCACUCGCUGCCAAUCUUCAAACACGUGGAGUUUGUCCGGUUGUUCCGCUCCUCUGUCUACUAAACACGCAUCGCUAGAUGUACAGAGGACAGUUCUCUCAAAACUUAGCCACAAGAUAAGUUUGAAGCUAGUCAAUUUCGUCGAUUGUCUGAAGGAUGCAUAUUUCGGUACAUUAGAAAGGUGCCUGCAGUCGCUGGAGGGCACGUGCGCGGAGGCGUGCGGGCAGUCGGCGAGCGCGGCUGCGCGGGCGCUGGCGGGCGCGGCGCGGGCGGUGGACCUGCAGCCCGCCGCGUCCUACUCGCUGCUGCGCGGCCUGCUCGACUCGCUGCAGAGGCUGCUGCACAGGCUGCGCGUGCCGGGCGGUGGGUCUAUGGGCGCGUGCUGCGCGCUGAGCGCGGCGUGGCGGCGGCAGGCGGCGCUCGGCGCGCUCGCCUCGCUCAGCGCGCACCGCACCGCGCGCAUGCUCUCCCACCAGAUCCUAGAGCGUCUAAGCGUAGCUCACGAGCGCUAUCAGUCAGCGCUCGCGUCGCUCGAAAGCGCUUUGUCGAAUCGAUUGCAUCACACGGAAGACGUUAAGUUGGCGAUAAGAAAGAAAUACGCACCAUCGUUCGCUCGUCUAUGUUUAGAAAGUACGUCGAUGUGCGACCUGCUCAUGUACGGAACUCCAGAUUUGGGCCGUGAGAUUGGUCGCGGGCAGUACGGCGUGGUGUACGCGGUGCGCGGCGCGUGGGCGGGGCACAGCCCGGUCGCCGCCAAGUCCGUGCUGCCCGCAGACACAAGGCACUACCACGAGCUGGCCAUGGAGUUCUUUUACACCAGGAGCAUCCCCCCGCACCCGCGCAUAGUGCGCCUGCUGGGCUCGUUGGUGCAGCGCAGUGGUGGGGGUGGGGGCGGGGGCGGGGGCGAGGGGGUGAGCGUGGUGCUGGUGUCGGAGCGGUGGGCGCGCGACCUGCACGCGGCCGUGCGCGCCGGCCUCGCGCACGCGCAGCGCAUGCGCAUCGCCUGCGAUGUCGUCGACGGCCUGCGCUACCUCCACUCCCUCGGCCUAGUCCACCGGGACGUAAAGCUAAAGAACGUAGUAGUGGACGCAUCGGGUCGGGCCGCACUAGCGGACCUGGGGUUCUGUGCGGCCGGCGCGUUAGUGUGCGGCUCGCUGGUCGGCACGCCGCUGCACAUGGCGCCCGAGCUGCUGGCCGGCAGGUAUCAUGCGGCUGUUGAUGUGUAUGCGUUGGGGGUGCUGCUGUGGUAUCUGUGUGCUGGUACCGUUAAACUACCCGCAGCAUUUGAAUCAUUCCAGAAUAAAGAACAAUUGUGGAGUAAAGUGAAAAAAGGGCUCCGCCCGGAGCGUUUGCCCCAAUUCUCGGACGAGUGUUGGGACAUAAUGCAGUCGUGUUGGGCCACGGACCCCAGCCAAAGGGCCCUACUGGGGGACAUACAGCCGAGGCUCGAGAAGGUCCUGAGGGACGCGGAGAGGGAGGGGAACCAGAACCUCACGUACAAUAGCGAGGGGGAGGAGGAUAGCUUGAAUAUGACUGGGUUGGAUGGGUAG
This is a messenger RNA of Colias croceus (clouded yellow), 3597 nucleotides long. RefSeq names its product dual serine/threonine and tyrosine protein kinase-like. The coding region runs from base 220 to 3597 and encodes 1125 amino acids. Gene Ontology annotation, biological process: protein phosphorylation. The record is from RefSeq and is a predicted model, not a curated record. NCBI's taxonomy places the organism in Eukaryota, Metazoa, Arthropoda, Insecta, Lepidoptera, Pieridae. Gene Ontology annotation, molecular function: protein kinase activity; ATP binding. The transcript has 22 exons.